AUGGAUCAGCUCUCGUUGGUGGCAGACCAUUGCGCAGCUUUUGGCCACGCCUUCGCCUUCCAAGACGCCGAAGUCUUGGGCCAAGGGAGCGAUCAAACGGUCAGGGAGACACUCGAAGCCUGGCACACCACAACUACCUCAAUCAACCGAUGCGUAACUCUGCCGGCUGCCUACCAAGCCCUACGGGUGAAGUUCAAUAGGCAGGGCUACCGACGAGUCGUCAGGCCAGUGACGACAGUAAUCAAACCCGGACCAAGCGGGAACGAGGACGGGCAUAGACAGGCACCGGGAACGAACGAAACCGGGGGACAACCGGCGGCGAACGCAAACCCAGGAGACCGCCUUCUGGGUCCGAACACAGACAGACGCCAGCACUCGAUGAGAACGCCCGACAGUGACAAAACCCCCCAGCCCGACGUCAACCCUGGCAUGACAACCACCGUCAACACGGCUACGGGCAGGUGUGAACGGGACAGCGAGACGAGAUCGCAAGACAGCAACAGGACCACGCGGCCCGACGUCAACAGUGGCGUGACAACCACCGUCCACGCGGAUACCGGCAGGUGCGAACGGGACAACGAGACGAGAUCCCCAGACAGCGACAGGACCCCCCAGGCCGACGUCAACAGUGGCAUGACAACCACCGUCCACGCGGAUACGGGCAGGUGCGAACGGGGCAGGAAGGCGAGAUGCGUCGAGGGCGGACAACGGACAAUACAAACAAGAGCAAUGGCCGCAGUCACCCCGGCGCCGCCUCCCUCCCCACACGCGACAAAGGAUGAGGAGGAACCGAUGCCGCCAUGA
This is a messenger RNA of Spirometra erinaceieuropaei, 804 nucleotides long. Lineage: Eukaryota; Metazoa; Platyhelminthes; Cestoda; Diphyllobothriidea; Diphyllobothriidae. The record is from the annotation of a GenBank genome assembly.